ACUAAAAACCCUAGCACUUGGCUUUUCCUACAUCGUCUCUUGCUCUCUUAUUCGCAUCACUCCACUUGUGCUGCAGCUGCUCUCUCUCUCUCUCUCUUUCUCUCUCGCGGAAGAACGCUCCGCCUCACAGAUCUUAAGUCUGAGCGAAACGUUUUUCCGGAACAGCCAUGGCUUUGGUCUUGCAUGCAGGGAAGACAAACAAAAAUGGUUACAAGGCGCUCAUUGUUGCCGAGUACAGUGGUGUGAAAGUUGAACUUGCACCGAACUUUGAGAUGGGUGUUACAAACAAGACUCCUGAGUAUUUGAAGUUAAACCCUAUCGGAAAGGUUCCGCUGUUGGUAACACCUGAUGGUCCCAUCUUUGAGAGUAACGCUAUUGCACGCUAUGUCGCACGCUUGAAGGCUGACAAUCCUCUGUGUGGUUCUUCUCUGAUUGACUAUGCCCAUAUCGAGCAAUGGAUUGAUUUUGGAUCCUUGGAGAUUGAUGCUAACAUACUUAAUUGGUGGUUAUCGAGAGUGGGACGUCGCAUGUACCUUCCUCCAGAUGAGGAAGCUACAAUUUCUGCAUUGAAGAGAGCACUAGGUGCCUUGAACACCCAUCUUGCUUCCAACACAUACCUAGUUGGGCAUUCUGUAACCCUUGCUGACAUUGUUGUUGGUUGCAAUUUGUACUUGGGGUUCACCCAAAUUUUGACUAAGAGCUUCACCUCAGAGUUUCCCCACGUUGAGAGAUACUUCUGGACUCUGGUCAAUCAACCAAACUUCAAAAAGGUAAUGGGUGAUGUCAAGCAGGCUGUUUCAGUUCCACCAGUUGUAUCUGCAAAGAAGCCUGCCCAACCUGCUAAAGGCAAGGCCAAGGAGGAGCCCAAGAAAGAAGCCAAAAAGGAGCCGGAAAAACCCAAGGCAGAAGCUGCCGAGGAAGUGGAAGAGGCUCCAAAGCCUAAACCCAAGAAUCCUCUUGAUCUGCUUCCCCCAAGUAAGAUGGUAUUGGACGACUGGAAGAGACUUUACUCUAACACAAAGACCAACUUCCGUGAGGUUGCUAUUAAAGGAUUCUGGGACAUGUACGAUCCCGAAGGAUACUCUCUUUGGUUCUGUGAAUACAAGUACAAUGAUGAGAAUACAGUUUCCUUUGUGACACUGAACAAGGUCGGUGGAUUCCUUCAGAGGAUGGAUUUGGCCCGCAAGUAUGCUUUUGGAAAGAUGCUUGUGAUUGGCUCAGAGGCACCCUUCAAGGUGAAGGGGCUGUGGCUCUUCCGUGGGCAAGAAAUUCCCAAAUUUGUGAUGGAUGAGUGCUACGACAUGGAGCUCUACAACUGGACAAAGGUUGACAUUUCGGAUGAAAACCAAAAGGAGCGUGUCAACCAAAUGAUCGAAGACCAGGAGCCGUUCGAGGGGGAGGCUCUUUUGGAUGCCAAAUGCUUCAAGUGAAAGUAUCUAAAUCUAAUCCCUUCACUUGAAAUGGUGUUUUUUGUCUGUCUAUCUUUUUUGUUAGGGUUUGUUUCUUUGGUGUCUGAGUGAGACCAAGUAUAAGUUACAAGUCAUGUUUCUGCACUUCAAUUUUGGAGAAUGGUUUAGACAUCUAAAAUUAUAUAUGAUACAGUCUUCGAAGGUUUAUUA
Molecule: messenger RNA, 1619 nt
Organism: Pyrus x bretschneideri (Chinese white pear)
Lineage: Eukaryota; Viridiplantae; Streptophyta; Magnoliopsida; Rosales; Rosaceae
Product: elongation factor 1-gamma
Exons: 8
Coding region: 168-1430 (420 amino acids)
Biological process (GO): translational elongation
Molecular function (GO): translation elongation factor activity; glutathione transferase activity
Source: RefSeq, a predicted model, not a curated record